Molecule: messenger RNA, 4215 nt
Organism: Peniophora sp. CBMAI 1063
Lineage: Eukaryota; Fungi; Basidiomycota; Agaricomycetes; Russulales; Peniophoraceae
Source: the annotation of a GenBank genome assembly
AUGGCCAACGACGCACUGAGCCGUGUCGUCGGGCGCCUGCAAUCGCUGCCGUCGAUCUCGCUGCCAACGGACUACCCGCGCCCGUCCGGCUCGCAGCGCACGGUCGAAGCGGCCUACAGCGCGGAAUUAUCCGAACAGACUUCAUUGGGCCUGCUCAAGCUCGCAUUAUACUCCGAAUCCGACGAGGAAGACGAAGAGGCCGAAGACGGGAACACGCAGAAGCGGCCGAGCGCGUUCCACCUGCUGCUCUCGGCGUUCUCCGUCCUCCUCCACCGCUACACGGGCGACACAGAUCUCGUGAUCGCGUCCUCGUCCGCCUCCUCGCCCGAACCUCUACUCCUGCGAUUAUCUGUGGACCCGAACGACCCGUUCUGGGCCAUCGUGCGGCGCGUGCAGCAGGUCGAGUCCGAAGCCGAGACCGACGCCGUGCCGUACGAGUCCAUCCUCCGCGCUUUAGGAAAGGACAAGGACGCAGACACGGUCGAGGGCUCGCGCCCGCUCUUCCGCGUGCGCUUCUUCGACGAGACGGACAUCGGCGAGCAGGAGACGUUCGUCCGCAACACCUCGGCAACCUCCGACCUGACCGUCUUCGUCCAGCGCCCGCCCGCGUCCUCCCACGCCUCGCUCGCCCCGCGCAUCGCCCUCCGCAUCAUAUACAACUCUUUAUUGUUCACCCACGCGCGCAUCGAACACAUCGUCGACCAGCUCUCGGUUUUCUUGAGGAAGGUCGCGGGCGGCCCGGUGCUGCCGGUGGGCAGUGUGCCGCUUUUGACGCCGAAGCAGAGGAAGCGCCUGCCGGACCCGACGGCCGAUCUGGACUGGUGCGGCUGGAAGGGCGCCAUCCCCGACAUCUUCUCCCGCAACGCCCGCGCGCAUCCCGCGCGGCCGUGCGUCGUCCAGAACGUGCCGGCGGCAAGUCUGGACGCGCCGCAGGAACGGCGGGUGUACAGCUACGGCGCCAUCCUGCGCGCGUCGAACGUGCUGGCGCAUUACCUGCUGCAGGGCGGGAUACGGCGCGAAGAUGUCGUGAUGGUGUAUGCGCAUAGGAGCGUGGAUCUGGUCGUGGCUGUUAUGGCUGUCCUGAAAGCGGGCGCGACGUUCAGCGUCAUCGACCCCGCGUACCCGCCCAACAGACAGAUGAUAUACCUGCGCGUCGCCCAGCCGCGCGGGCUCAUCGUGCUCAAAGGCGCGGGGACCAUCAGCCCCUCCGUGCGCGAGUUCAUCAACACUGAGCUGCAAGUCGCCGUUGAAGUCCCCGCGCUCGAGCUGCUGCCUGACGGCGGGAUCGUCGCUGAGAACGAUGUGUUAGGGCCGUUGGCGGAUAAGGCGGAUGUGGACCCGGAUGUGGUGCUGGGCCCGGACAGUAUCGGGACGUUGAGCUUUACGAGCGGGAGUACGGGUAUUCCGAAGGGUGUAAGGGGGCGGCAUUAUAGUCUUACGCAUUUCUUUCCCUGGAUGGGCGAGCGGUUCGAGCUGGGCCCGCAGAGCAAGUUUACGAUGUUGAGCGGGAUCGCGCAUGAUCCUAUUCAGCGCGACAUGUUCACGCCUCUAUUCUUCGGCGCCGAGCUGCACGUCCCGACCUCAGACGACAUCGGCACGCCCGGCCGCCUCGCCGAAUGGAUGGCCUCGUCCUCAAUAACAGUAACCCACCUAACACCCGCCAUGGGCCAGCUCCUCUCAGCCCAAGCCACCGCGCGCAUCCCCUCCCUCCUCAACGCCUUCUUCGUCGGCGACGUCCUCACAAAGCGCGACUGCACGCGCCUCCAGGCCCUCGCGCCGAACGUGCGCAUCAUAAACAUGUACGGCACGACCGAGACGCAGCGCGCGGUCAGCUACUUCGAGAUUCCGGCCGUUAGUGCGGAUGCGACGUUUUUGGCGACGCAGAAGGAUAUUAUGCCGGCGGGAGAGGGGAUGGUCGAUGUGCAGCUACUCGUCGUGAAUCGCAAUGAUCGGAACGUGCCGUGUGCGGUGGGCGAGGUCGGCGAGAUAUAUGUCCGGAGCGGGGGGCUGGCGGAGGGGUACUUGGACCAGGACGCCACGGCGGAGAAGUUCGUGAGGAACUGGUUCUCCAGCGACGAGACGUUGCCCGCCGACACGCUCGUAGGUCCGCCGGCUCGGCACUGGAAAGGCGUGCGCGACCGGAUGUACAGGUCCGGCGAUCUCGGGCGCUACAUGCCCGACGGGAUCGUCGAGUGCACGGGGCGCGCGGACGACCAGGUCAAGAUCCGCGGCUUCAGGAUCGAGCUGGGCGAGAUCGACACGCAUCUGAGCCGGCACCCGCUCGUGCGGGAGAACGUGACGCUCGUAAGGAGGGACAAGGACGAGGAGAAGAUACUCGUGUCGUACUUCGUGCCGCUCGAGGGCGGGGAGCUCGAGGCGUAUGCGAGCGAUCUGGGCGGGGAGGAGGAGGGCGGCGUUGUGGGCGGGAUUAGGAAGUAUAGGAGGUUGAUCAGGGAUGUGAGGGAGUAUUUGAAGAAGAAGCUGCCGAGCUAUAGUGUGCCGACGCUGUUCGUCCCGCUCAAACGCAUGCCCCUAAACCCCAACGGCAAGAUCGACAAACCGGCCCUCCCCUUCCCCGACACAGCAGCAGCCGCAUCCCUAUCCACCUCGUCCACCACCACCCAGUCGAAGCUCAACCUCACGCCCACAGAAGACCGCGUCGCAGCCAUCUGGGCCUCCAUCCUGCCCAACGCGCCCCAGCCCAUCCCGCUCGACGAGUCCUUCUUCGACCUCGGCGGCCACUCGAUCCUCGCCACGCGGCUGGUGUUCGAGCUGCGCAAGGCGUUCGUGGUGGACGCCCCGCUCGGGUUGGUGUUCGAUCAGCCGAGUAUUAAGGGGCUGGCGGGCGCGAUUGAUGCGCUGCGGAACGCCGAUUUGGGACUGAAUAGCGGGGAGGCGUCGGCUUCGGCGAAUGAGGGCAAGGCGGCGGAUUAUGCGGGCGAUUAUGAGAAGCUUGUGGGACAGCUGCGCGAGAGAUAUCCGUCUGCGACGAGCGGUGAGGGCCCGAGCACGGUGUUCCUUACGGGUGCUACUGGGUUCCUUGGUGCGUUUGUUCUGAAGGAUCUGUUGAGCCGUACGGAGAAGGUUGCGAAGGUCAUCUGUUUGGUUCGGGCGUCGAGCGAUGAGCAGGCGCUGGAGAGGCUGAGGCAGGGCGCGCGCGACCGCGGGGUAUGGGACGAGCGCUGGGUCUCGCAAGGACGCGUCGAAGUCGUCCGCGGCGACCUCGACCAGCCGAAGUUCGGGCUGGACGCGCAGACGUGGGACCGCGUCGCGCGGGAGUGCGGCGCGGUGCUGCACAACGGCGCGCUCGUGCACUGGGUGUACCCGUACGAGAAGCUGCGCGCCGUGAACGUCCUCGGCACGCUCACGGCCGUCGAGCUCGCGGCUACGGGCACGCCCAAGCUCCUCUCGUUCGUGUCCAGCACGAGCGCGCUCGACACGGAGCAUUACGUCCGUCUUGCCGAUACCCUUCAGGCCGGCGUACCCGAAUCGGACGAUCUGGAGGGCGCACGCCACACGCUCAAGACCGGGUACGGCCAGUCGAAAUGGGUCGCCGAGAAGCUUCUAUUCGAGUGCGGGAGGCGCGGGUUGCGCGGCGCGAUAGUGCGGCCGGGGUAUGUGGUAGGCGACUCGACGAGCGCGGUGACGAACACGGACGAUUUCGUGUGGCGGUUGGUGAAGGGGUGCGUGCAGCUGGGCCUGGUGCCGGACAUGGUGAACACGAUCAAUAUGGUGCCGGUGGACCAUGUGGCAAGGUGUGUGGGCGUUGCGGCGGUCGCGCCGGGCGAGGAGGCGCGGAUGAGGGUCGCGCAUGUGCAUGCGAGCCCGCUGCCGACGUUCAAUGGGAUGUUCGAUGCGCUUGAGAGACAUGGGUGGAGUGUGGAGCGGUGCGAGUAUGUUGUUUGGAGGAGGAGGCUCGAGCAGCAUGUCUUGGAGUCGCAGGAUAACGCGCUCUUCCCCUUACUGCACUUCGUCCUGGACGACCUCCCCACAAGUACCAAAGCACCCGCGCUGGACGACACGUACAUGAGGGAGGUGUUGAGAGCGCAGGGCGAGCCGGAAAGAGGGAGCGUGGGCGAAGAGGAGAUGGGGAGGUACCUGGCGUGGCUUGUGCGGGCGGGGUUCUUGAGCGCGCCUUCGGGCACAGCGGUGAAGCCUUUGCCGGCGCUGGAGGAGGGAGGCGCGACGAGGGCUGUUGGGCGCAGCGGGGCUUGA